AUGGUUCUAUUUCAUGCUAAUACUCACAUUUUUCAUAACGAUUUUAAUUCAGUGACUAGUGUAGUAUUUAACAAAUAUCCUAACCCAUAUGCAACACACGUAUUAUCUAUUGAUACGAUAUCUAGAAAAGUAGAUGAGAAUGGAAAUCUUCUAACAACUAGGCUUAUUAGAAAAAAAGGUAAAUUACCUAAAUGGAUAGAAUAUAUUGUAGGCUCUAGAAUUACUGAAUCAUGGAUGAUUGAAUUCACAAUGGUAGACCCAAAGAAGAAGAUUAUGAAAAGUUUUAACAGAAAUAUUGAUCAUGUAAGAUUGUUACAAGUUGAAGAAUAUACUACAUAUCAAUAUAAUGAAAGCGAAAAGUAUACAGCAGUGAAUAGUAAAGUGAAAUUCACUAGUGGAUUCCAUGUAGGAAUCAGAAGUAAAAUAGAAAAGAUGUCGUUGAGUAGGUUUGAAAGUGGUGUUGAGAAGAGUAGAUUAGGGAUGGCUUUAGUAAUGAAAAAAGUAGAAGAACAAAGAAACCGAAGUUCAUUACAAGAUAUAAUAUGA
Messenger RNA from Maudiozyma saulgeensis, 546 nucleotides. Lineage: Eukaryota; Fungi; Ascomycota; Saccharomycetes; Saccharomycetales; Saccharomycetaceae. The record is from the annotation of a GenBank genome assembly.